Colossoma macropomum (tambaqui) is the source of this 1499-nucleotide messenger RNA. Its product is annotated as macrophage mannose receptor 1-like. The coding region runs from base 470 to 1234 and encodes 254 amino acids. Lineage: Eukaryota; Metazoa; Chordata; Actinopteri; Characiformes; Serrasalmidae. The transcript is spliced from 6 exons. The record is from RefSeq and is a predicted model, not a curated record.
UGACAGUGUAUGAACUCAUAUGGUGAAGAGAAGCAAACCGAAGUGCAUGAAGAGUGGAAACUGAAGAACAAGCGCACAGAAAUGGAUCCAAAAUGGGUUUCUGUUGUCUUCCUCAUCUCAGCUGUCUGUGGUGUAUCUGCAUACGUUCCUCAUCGGUAUCACUUUGUGAAUGAGAAUAAAAACUGGACUGAAGCUCAGAGCUACUGCAGACAGAACUACACUGAUCUGGCCACCAUCAACAACAUGGAGGAGAUGAAGAAGCUGAAUGCUACUCUGAACAACAAACCUAGUAGCCCUGUUUGGAUUGGUCUAGUCAGAGGGAACACUGGGAAAUGGCUGUGGUCUCUAGCAGAUGAAAGUUUCUACAGGGAGGGAGACACGUACAGAAACUGGAACAGUGGAGAGCCAAACAAUAAUCCGUGGAAACAAUACUAUGUAGCAGUGAAGAAGGAUACUGGAACCUGGACUGAUGAAAGCUAUGAUAAAUCAAACACUUUUGUGUGUUAUGACCAAAACAAGACAAACAGUGCUAGAUACAUAUUUGAUUAAUGAGACAAAGAGCUGGCGUGUUGCUCAGAGCUACUGCAGAGAACAUUACACAGACCUAGCCAGUGUGAGGAACCAGACUGAGAACGAAGAGAUCUGGAAAUCUGCAACACAUUCAAUUACUGGUGUAGUUUGGAUCGGCCUGUUCAAUGACUCCUGGACGUGGUCAGAUCAAAGUAACUCCUCAUUCAGAAACUGGCCAUCUAACCAGCCAUUUAGUCAGGACUGGCAGCAGAACUGUGCUGCAGUGUCAAUGACUGACCAGGGUCUUUGGCGUGAUGUGAACUGCGAAACAAAGAACCCUUUCAUCUGCCAUGAGAAUAAGCUGAUCUUGAUCAAUCAGAAUCUGGCCUGGAGAGAAGCUCUGAGAUACUGCAGAGUGAAUCAUGUGGAUCUGGUCUCUGUUCACUCUGAGGAGAUCCAGCUCUGGGUGAAGGAGGUGGCACAGAAAGCCUCCACUGAACAUGUGUGGCUGGGUCUGCGUCACACCUGCACCCUCAGCCUCUGGUUCUGGUUGAGUGGAGAGUUUAUUUGCUACCAGAACUGGGCCCCAGGUAGCAGGACAGGAGGAGAAGACUGCAGCUCUUUAGAGAGAACUGGAGCGGUGCAAUCUAGAGGAGGUCAGCAGUGGGUCAGCCUGCCUGAGGACCAGAAACUCAACUUCAUCUGCACCACCUAUGAAGACUGAAACCAGGUGGAUCCUCUUCCAUAACCAGCAUCAGCAGAUCUACAGUUUUAUCAUUUUUAUUUGCUUUUCUUGAUAGCGAGGGUUGUAUUAAUCUACCAAAAUUAAUGUUUCAUAUAGUCCUGUGUUUUUAGUAUGCAGAUUUUACCUUUUUAUACAUCAAAGCUAUAAUAGACCUCAUUCCUGAACCACGUCCAGAAUGCAAUAUAAUUUAAGCAUCAAUAUUUCAUAAAAUAACUUUGAGUGUAAAUUGUAUGCCUGUCUUAUC